CGCCGAGUUUACUUUCCAAUAGAAAGCGGACGGGGUGGUUCCACAGUGGGAGGUUUGUGUUCCUUCAGUCCGUUUGAGAAGCGGAGAGGAUUACCACCGAAAACGAGUGCGAUUGCGGAGCGAUUCUGUCGGAUUCGCAUCCCGACACCUUCCCUAUAUUUUCGGACGACGUUUCCAGCGCUGAUCGUCGGUGAUUUUCCACGAUUCUUCAAUGGAUUACUAAUUUACCAUCGCGAUCGGUCGGAUAUAUCAGCUGAAGAUCUUUAAGUGAGUUCACUCAAGAGGAUCACCGUUACCGUGGACGGAGAUGAAGACACUGGAGGAGCCUCCUUACCUGACCGUCGGCACUGACGUGAGCGCCAAAUACAGAGGGGCCUUCUGUGAGGCCAAGAUCAAGACCGCCAAGAGACUCGUCAAAGCAAAGGUCACCUUCAAACCCAGCUUGUCCACUGCAGAGGUGCACGAUGAACACAUCAGAGGACUGCUGAAGGUGGGCGCUGUGGUGGAAGCCAGGAACCCAGAUGGGGUCUAUCAGGAGGCCACCAUCAACAAACUCACUGAUGCUAGUUUAUACACCGUUGUGUUUAAUGACGGUGAUGAGAAGACCCUCAGGCGCUCGUCUCUCUGCCUGAAAGGAGCGCGACACUUCGCUGAGAGUGAGACGCUCGACAGGCUUCCUCUGACGAACCCUGAACACUUCGGCUCUCCUGUCAUCGGCAAAAAAGGGAACCGCGGAGGCCGACGCUCCAAUCCCAUUCAAGAAGAGGAGUCAUCUUCAUCAUCUAGUGAGGAAGAGGAGGGCGAUCAGCAACAAAACGAAGAGCUUUAUGGGAAAGUGGUGUGUGUGGACGGAGUCGUCAUGAUUGACAAGAAGAAAUCCACAUGGUAUCCUGCGCUGGUCAUCUCUCCAGACUGUCAUGAAGAUGUGUCACUGAAGAAAGACAACGUUUUUGUUCGCUCCUUCAAAGAUGGAAAAUUUUACACCGUUUUGCGGAAAGACAUUCGAUCGCUGGACGAAGAGAAAGCUCCUAAAACGGAUGCAGGACUCAAAACAGCGUUAGAUGCAGCGUGGGCUUUCCAGCGUAACGGCACUGUGCCCAACACCUGGAGGACAGAGGUGAAGGAUGAAAGCUCCAGCAGUGAGGAGGAGGAUGAGGAAGAGGAGGAGGAGGAACAAGAGGAAGAGGCCAGCAGCGAGGAGGAAGAGGAGGAAGUAGAGCCGUUCCCAGAAGAGAAGGACAACUUCCUGCAGCAGCUUUACAAAUUUAUGGAGGACAGAGGGACUCCGAUCAAUAAGCGCCCGGUGCUGGGCUACAGGAAUCUCAAUCUUUUUAAACUCUACAGGCUGGUGCAGAAGCUCGGAGGAUUCAACAAUAUCGAGAGCGGAUCUGUCUGGAAACAGGUGUAUCAGGAUCUGGGCAUCCCCGUGCUCAACUCCGCAGCAGGUUACAACGUCAAGUGUGCCUACAGGAAGUAUCUGUGUGGCUUUGAGGACUUCUGCGCCUCCACGGGAAUCACGUUCCGCAUGGAUCUGCCGUAUAAAACGGCCGAGAAGACGAGCUCGAAGAGCGAGGUGAGCGUGGAGGAAACAGCCAUUAGUGGAAACGCUGUCUCUUUAAGCACAUCCAGCACAGAAGAAGAAGAGAAAGCCCUCAAAGAAGCAGAGACCUCCAGUGUGCAGCAUGUGGCCAAGGAGGAGGAUGCAGAAUCUACAGCGCCGUGUGAAGAUAAAGAGGACAUCAGCAGCUUACAUGAGGAGGAGGAGGAGGAUAAUCACGCUGAUGAAGAGGAGAACUAUACGAAAGAGGAGGCUGAAGAGUGCAUCGCGACAGCGCAGAGUCCCGUCACUGAGAGCGUGAAGGAGGAACCGUGUGAGGAACACCAUAACAAAGAUCUGUCAGGGGAUGUCAGCAGUCAGGAGUGGGAGGAAGGGGAGGAGUUUGAGUGUUACCCUCCUGGGAUGAAGGUGCAGGUGAGGUAUGGGCGAGGCCGCAAUCAGAAGACGUACGAAGCCACUGUGAAAGAGUCAGACCUGGAGGGGGGAGAGGUGCUCUACCUGGUGCACUACUGUGGCUGGAACGUCAGGUAUGACGAGUGGAUCAAAGCCGAUAAGAUCGUCAGACCAGCCAAUAAGAACAUCCCUAAAAUAAAGCACCGCAAAAAAAUAAAGAAUAAAGCAGAACGAGAAAGAGACCGAAUAGAGAGAUUGACAGACCAUGUGGAUCUUCCUUCACCCAAAAACCGCUUCAACCGAUUGUCCAAACCAAACUCCGGCAGUGAUGCUUUCUCCACGAAGGAGGAGUAUGGCGAUGAAGGAAGCCAGCAGAUGCCCGUCAAGUCCAUUGAGAUCACAUCAAUUCUCAACGGCCUCCCAGGCUCUGAAAGCUCCACAGACGACAGCGAGCGAGAAGAUGAUGGUGACGCUGAUCUCGACGAAGAGGAUCAUCCAGGAGCACGAGCGAGCCUUCGGAAAGCAGGUCUUCCAGAACGCCCGCUUACGCCGCAGCACUGGGAGAGCGGAAGCCCGUCUGAAGCCUUCAAAUCUCCCGCUGACGAGGAGCCGAGCGUCCAGAACAGCCCCGAAAUGAGCAAGAGAAAGGGCCAAUUUGAGGUGGAGCUCGAAGGAUCCGGCGGCAGAAGAAAAAAGGCUGAAGGUCAAGGUGAACGUGCUUUGAAAAGCCCAGGGAAAGGCAGAACUAGAAGCAGCAGAGGAGGCGAUUGGCUGCCAAGUAGUUCACCCAAAAAUUUAGAAGAACGAGGUCCGGUGGAGGAUAGAGGUGCUCAAUCGUGUAGCAGCUCUGAAGACGAAGCAGAUCCUACAACAGAACCACAAACCAAGGAAGAGUCAAGAGGAAAUCCCAAAACCAAGGGCUCACCUUCAAAGAAAUACAAUGGACUGAAGGAUAAAAAUAAAAGCGGGCGUUCGGGAUUCUGGGAGAUCCCGGAGAAAAGAGCCAAAAUAUCUACAGGGAUUGAAGAAAGAUCGCCUGGCUGUCGUACCAAAGGCCAGAAGGACGUGUGGUCUAGUAUCCAAGUUCAGUGGCCCAAGAAGACCCUAAAGGAGCUGUUUUCGGACUCUGAUACCGAGGCAGCCAACUCGCCUCCACCAGCCGUAACGGCUCCGGAAGAGCCCUUCGUCGAACCCUCCCGGGACGAGGAGAUCGCCGAGGACAAGCUGCAGGAGCAUCCCAGCAGUGGCACCAACUCGGUCCUCAACACGCCUCCGACUACACCAGAGUCGCCCGCCAUAGGAGAAGGACCCGCCGAGGUCCGAGCGCCGUCGCCGCCCACCAGUCCUCCAGCCGUCUCUUCACCAACAGGAGCUCUGCUGGAGGAGCAAGCGGGGGGGCGCAGCGAGUCCGACAGCAGCACGGUGGAGGUGGAGAGCAUGGGUGGAGAAAUCCAGGAGAUUCCUCAAGAAGAGGGGGCAGGUUCCCCUUCCAAGGCUUUUGAUGGAAACCUGUCGUGCAACAGUAACAGCAACUGUAGCCUCACGAUAAGCAACUGCAGCCAGCAGGAGAGCGAGCAGAAAAAUAAAGCCUCAUCCAGUCAGAAGAGGCACAAGGAGUCUCAAGGCGGCGGAGCAUCAAAGAAACACAAGCGCAGUCAUAAAAGCCUGAGCUUACAUCCCAAGAAGAACCGCAAACCAGCCCACAGCAGUGACAGUGAGGACCAGUGUAUGAGCGAGAGCACUGCCAAAUCCCCCACAUCUAAGAGCAGCAGCGAGCUGAAGCGGAUGCCCCCCUCAGGCCACAAGUACCACAAACACGGCGAUCCGGAUCACUCCCACGGCCGGGGCAAGUGGAGCUUCCAGAUGUCGGACCUGGAGAAGAUGAGCAGUCUAGAGCGGAUAGCGUUCCUUCAGGAGAAACUGCAGGACAUCAGGAAUCACUACCUCCUGCUCAAAUCUGAGGUGGCCUCCAUCGACAGGAGACGCAAGCGCAUGAAGAAGAAAGAGAGAGAGACAGGUGCAGCGGCGUCCUCGUCCUCAUCCUCACCGUCCUCCAGCUCUCUGACGGCGGCUGUCAUGCUGACGCUGGCUGAGCCCACGGUGUCCAGCGCACCGCAGACCUCGGGGCUGUCUGUGGAGUGCAGGUGACAGCAGCGGGACGCCGGCGGCGAGCAGCACAGAGCACUUAACCAGCACCCUGCCCACCCCAGAGACACUGACGGACACAGCGACGGGACGAAACCAGAGCCACCAGACAGCAACAAGCACUAUUUUAUAUCGACAACUGUUUCCUUGGCAAGCUAAUUGCACUCAAGUGCACUUUCAUUCUGAGAGUUGUGGGUGGGUCGGGUUUGACAACAGGACAAAGACUAUUUCUAUUUGUUCGUCCGUUCAUUUUACAAACUGAUCCCAUUAACUUUUGACCAUUUAUGAAUAUUCGAUUCUUUCUUUGAAUAUGAAUUCAUCUGCAGUGACUGAACACUGUAGUUCACCCUCAGAUCCACCGGUCCCGAGCCGUUAAAGAGGCGGCAGAGUUUAGAAACAUGGACUUUCACUGACGGUCAGUCAACGCUGCAGUGCCUUACAGUUUGGGCACUUGUGAGGAAUGCUGGGAAACGCUCAGUGCUGGCUAACCUGUCAUCCAGGGGUAGAUAUAUGUUUCAUAACAGAGCCCAAACUCACAUGAAACUGAAUGUCUGCUUUUCUUUUUAAUCAUAACAGGAAUCAAGAGUCUGUCCAGGUCAUAUUUCACCCUAAAAUUAUUUAUAUACAUAUUAUAUGUAUAUAUAGCAAAAAAAAAACUGUAUUACAGUAAU
Messenger RNA from Carassius carassius (crucian carp), 4767 nucleotides. RefSeq names its product AT-rich interactive domain-containing protein 4B-like. The coding region runs from base 308 to 4099 and encodes 1263 amino acids. The record is from RefSeq and is a predicted model, not a curated record. The transcript has 24 exons. Gene Ontology annotation, biological process: regulation of transcription by RNA polymerase II. Gene Ontology annotation, cellular component: nucleus. NCBI's taxonomy places the organism in Eukaryota, Metazoa, Chordata, Actinopteri, Cypriniformes, Cyprinidae. Gene Ontology annotation, molecular function: transcription cis-regulatory region binding.